Molecule: messenger RNA, 810 nt
Organism: Rosa chinensis
Lineage: Eukaryota; Viridiplantae; Streptophyta; Magnoliopsida; Rosales; Rosaceae
Exons: 1
Coding region: 1-810 (269 amino acids)
Source: RefSeq, a predicted model, not a curated record
AUGGACGCUGCAAGCCUCAAUGACAUAGGUUUCUUUAGGUGCCGGUAUACGUGGUCCAAUAAAUUUACAAAAGAAAGGUUAGAUCGUGCCUUUUGGUCUGUGUCUUGUAGAACCAUAUUCCCGUUGUCCAGGUCAAUUACAUUACCCCCCUCUGACUCUGAUCACAACCCUAUAUUGGUUGAAGCAAGAGCUGAAAGGGAGCCAAUCAGAAGGAGUACUCGUCGGUUUCGUUUCGAGGAAAUCUGGCAUGGGAAUAAGCAAUGCGCGGAUAUCAUCCAGAGACAGUGGUCUGCUCCACUCACUUGUAAUAUGUUGCAGCAGUUGGGUUCCAAGAUUCACUCUACUGGACAACAACUUUUGAAAUGGCAUGUUACUGAUUUUCAACGUCAAAAAGUCGAGCUUCGUGAGGUCCAAAGCAAGUUACUCGACCUAAUAAGGCAACCCUUCUCGAGUGCACAGUAUGAAGAACAAAGAAGAUUACAUGUUAGGCAAAGUCAGUUGCUUUCGCAAGAGGAAAAAUAUUGGCGACAAAGAUCACGUGCUUUAUGGUUGAAGGAUGGGGAUAGAAACUUUGCGUACUUUCAUCGUAAAUCGUCAAACAGGGAAAGCAGGAACACUAUUAGAGGUUUGAUGAAUGAUAAUGGAGUGUGGACUGAUGACCCGUCAGAGGUGAAGCAUCUCCUUAUGGACUUUUAUAAUAUGACCUUCUCUUCUGAGGGAGUAGAUGAGUCUACUAUCUCUGAAAUUUUUAGGGCCACACCUAUGAAAGUUACUACAAUCAUGAAUGACGAUCUCACUACCCAUACUUGA